ACGGUCCACUACCUGCAAUUGAUCGCCCUUGUUUCGGCGAUCCAGCAAACAUGGCCGAGAAUAAGAUGCGCGAGAUUAAGGUAAGCAAGCUCAUUUUGAACUGUUGCGUGGGUGAGUCGGGCGACCGCUUGACACGCGCGGCGCGCGUGCUCGAACAACUCACCGGGCAAGAACCCGUAUACUCGAAAGCUCGCUACACUUGUCGCGGCUUCUCGAUUCGGCGGAACGAGAAGAUUGCUGUACAUGUCACUGUUCGCGGCGAGAAAGCAAUGGAAAUUCUUGAGCGUGGUCUGAAGGUCAAGGAGUACGAGCUUAAUCGCAAGAACUUUUCGAUCACGGGCAACUUUGGAUUCGGUAUCACCGAGCACAUCGACCUUGGUAUCAAGUACGAUCCGACGACCGGAAUCUACGGCAUGGACUUUUAUGUCUGCCUGGAGCGUCCUGGGUUCCGUGUCGCGCGCCGCAAAGCUCGCCAAGGUAAAGUCGGCAUCAAACACAAGAUUCAAAAAGAAGACGCCAUCAAGUGGUUCCAGCAGAAGUAUGAGGGUAUCGUGCUCGGAUAAGUGCGCCUGCCCGCCGUGAAAGCACAGCCACGGCGAUGCCCAGGCGACGCCCCGGCACUGGCGAUGUCUAGGCGGCCCUAUUCCAUUCCGCUUAGAGGGCAUAAGCUAUCCCCCAGCUU
Aureococcus anophagefferens is the source of this 682-nucleotide messenger RNA. RefSeq lists its product as hypothetical. Bases 51 to 563 code for a protein of 170 amino acids. The transcript has 4 exons. The record is from RefSeq and is a predicted model, not a curated record. Lineage: Eukaryota; Pelagophyceae; Pelagomonadales; Pelagomonadaceae. Gene Ontology annotation, molecular function: structural constituent of ribosome; RNA binding. Gene Ontology annotation, biological process: translation. Gene Ontology annotation, cellular component: ribosome; cytosolic large ribosomal subunit.